Quercus robur (English oak) is the source of this 1980-nucleotide messenger RNA. RefSeq names its product aspartic proteinase-like. The record is from RefSeq and is a predicted model, not a curated record. The transcript has 14 exons. Gene Ontology annotation, molecular function: aspartic-type endopeptidase activity. The coding region runs from base 203 to 1741 and encodes 512 amino acids. Lineage: Eukaryota; Viridiplantae; Streptophyta; Magnoliopsida; Fagales; Fagaceae. Gene Ontology annotation, biological process: lipid metabolic process; proteolysis.
UUAUGUGUGUGUGUUUAUUGUUACGACUCGCGGUCAAUAGGCCUUUAUGCACUUUCCAGCUCUUUCAUACGUGCAUGAACAUGCCAUUGAUAGUUUUAUUAAACUUAAUUUCUUGAUAGAGGGGCUUUAAAGUUUAAAUGAUCAAGUAGUGUGCAAAUAAGGCAUUCACAACCACUUUUUGGGAACUUGGAACAAAGACUGCAUGAGCAUGGGGAUUAAGUACUGUCUUCUGGUUGCAAUCUGUAUAUGGGCUUUGUCAGACUCCUUGGCUUCCACAACUCCCUCUGCUGAUGAUGGGCUUGUUAGAAUUGCUCUAAAGAAGCGCUCUUUAGACCUUAAAAGUCUAAAAGCUGCAAGAAUAAUCCCCAAUAGAGAUGCUUCUCAUGCUAGAGGUCUUGGGGAUACUAUUAGUAAUUCAAAUGUUCUCAAAACAGAUAUAAUAUAUCUAAAGAAUUAUUAUGAUGCCCAGUAUUAUGGAGAGAUUGGUAUUGGUACUCCCCGCCAAAUAUUUACUGUUGUCUUUGAUACUGGCAGCUCCAAUCUUUGGGUUCCCUCUUCAAAAUGCGUCUUGUCUAUUGCUUGCUAUAUCCAUUCUAAGUACAGGGCCAGGCUAUCCCGUACCUAUACCAAAAUCGGAAAACAUUGCAAAAUCCCUUAUGGUUCUGGAUCUGUUUUUGGUUUCUUCAGCCAAGAUCAUGUCAGAGUUGGGGACUUUGUCAUUAAAGAUCAAGAAUUUGUAGAGGUUACUCGGGAAGGAUUUUUUCCAUUCGUAACAACAGAGUAUGAUGGAGUGCUUGGGCUUGGGUUUCAGGAUAUUUCCGUGGGGCAUGUCACGCCAGUGUGGUAUGAUAUGUUUUUCCAACAUCAUAUAAGCCAGCAAAUAUUCUCUUUCUGGCUAAAUCGAGAUCCAACAUCAAGGUUGGGAGGUGAGAUUGUCUUUGGGGGUAUCGAUUGGAGGCACUUUAGGGGUGACCACACUUAUGUCCCAUUGACACACCAGGAUUACUGGCAGAUUGAGGUGGGAGACAUUCUCAUUGCAAACAGACCAACAGGAUUAUGCGAGUUUGGCUGUGCUGCCAUUGUGGACUCAGGGACAUCCUUACUUGCUGGUCCAACUACCAUUGUGGCUCAAAUAAAUCAUGCCAUUGGAGCAGCAGGGAUUGUGAGUAUAGAAUGUAAAACUGUCAUGUAUAAGUAUGGCAGUAUGAUAUGGGAAUACCUAAUAGAAGGGGUAAGACCUGAGACAGUAUGCGUAGGUGUUGGACUCUGCAAUGGCACUCAUCAUUUAAGCACUGGGAUUGCAUCAAUGGUUUAUAAUGAAACUCAGGCAUCAGUUGAUGAUCAUGAGAGUGCUCUCUGUACUUUUUGUGGGAUGAUUGUCUACUGGAUUCAAGUACAGCUUAAGGAAAGGAGAACAAAGGAAAAAGUAUUUACAUAUGUAAAUGAGCUGUGUGAGAGGCUCCCGAAUCCAAUAGGAAAGUCAUUUAUUGACUGCGAUAAUAUAGCUGGCAUGCCAUAUAUUUCAUUCACAAUUGGGAACAAAUCCUUCCCUCUCUCUCCAGAGCAGUACACGCUCAGAGUUGAAGAAAAUUAUGGCACUGUCUGCGUUAGUGGGUUUGGUGCUUUGGAUGUUCCUCCUCCUCAAGGACCCCUCUGGGUUCUUGGAGAUUUGUUCCUGGGAGCAUACCACACAGUGUUUGAUUUUGGUAAUCUCAGGGUGGGAUUUGCCAAAGCUGCAUAGAAGAUUGUUUUUAUGGUGUUAAAGCUAAGCCAGGCUAUGGUAAAGCAAUGAUAGGGGUACAUGACCCUUUCAAUAUGUAACAUGCCCUUUUGACUUCCAAAUUCCAAUGCUUUAGAGCUUUGUGUAAAGGUAAUUGGUGUGUUUAUAAAUAAAUGUGACAUCAUUCGGUUUAGCAUUAGAUGAUAGCAAAAAGAAAUGUUACUUCUGUGGUCAUAUAUGAUAAGAAAAGUUUUAGUAUA